Molecule: messenger RNA, 5802 nt
Organism: Folsomia candida
Lineage: Eukaryota; Metazoa; Arthropoda; Collembola; Entomobryomorpha; Isotomidae
Exons: 6
Coding region: 2969-4081 (370 amino acids)
Source: RefSeq, a predicted model, not a curated record
GCAAUAAUUACGAUUCUCUUAUUUAUUUUGCAAACAAGUAGCAUUGCGGUCCUCUGGCAUUAGACGUAAAUAGAUAAGUGCAGCAUACGGAUGAUAUGGAUGUACAGUUGACAGUACAUCCCACUGUGAAUGCAGGUUGAAUUACGCUGUGGUGAAUUUCUCCAAUUUUAUAGCAUUAUUUAUUUGCAUUUGAAUGGAUACAUUAAUGAAAUAAAAUCGCUGAGAAAGUUAUUUAGUGGUUGAAAUUGGAGGCCCAAAUCCACACUAGGAGCGAAGUAAUUAGAUUUUAAAACUCGAAAGUAAAUGACGGAACGCAUCCACUAAAUGAUGUUAAUGCAAUUGAUCUCUAGAUAAAAAGGAGUCUGUGUCUGUGUGCACAUUCGGGAUCCGUUAUAAAAAUUCUCACCACCAAAAUGUUUACUUUUGGCGUUUGUCUUCAUUAGAGGAGACACAUGCCGGAGUGCUUCUCUGCCACACUUUUGCCUUCACGGACUGAUAAAAAGAUUAUAAUAAAUGGCGAGAUUUUAACUAAAUUGCAAUAAAUUAUGAUUUAUAAGUAAGUAAAGGAAGUAAAGUAAAUAUUGGAGUUUGGAGAAGAAGAGGGAGACCAGAAAUGAAGGCAGGGGUUGAAGUUGACGGAAGGGGUUGGUUGUUAGUUUUGGUUGUUGCGUGUCAUGAAAAUUUCCAUUAUUUAUUCCAUGCCCUGAGUGCGAUUACGUUUUGAUUCACAUCCAUUUCGAUUGAAGAUGAAGGGCGAAUAAGUCCAAAUCCAAUUGAAAUUGGUCACAAAAUAUUAUCUGGAAUAAAUAACUCGUAAAUAAGCCGAGAUUUGAUUUGGGAUAAACGAAUAAUCUUAACAAGACUUGAGUCGGAAACCAACCGCGACAAAAUUGCCCCUAUACGUAUCCCGAUCAACAAAAAUUAUUACUUUUGCGUCAAAGUAACGCAUCCAUGGUGAAAAUUUUUAACAAACAAAAAAAGGCGUGAUUAUUGCAUAAAUUUUGUGCUAAGUUUGGUGUGCACCGUGAGACACGCUAAAUUUGCAUUAACCUUUAGGAUCCCAGUCCACGAAUGUCAUGGAAUUUAAUAAAUUUUCACUUAAAUCCCAUGUACACGAGUGUCAUGGAAUUUGUAAAACAUCCCACAAAUCCCAAGUCCACGAAUGUCAUGGAAUUUUGAAAUUUGACCCUGUGUCCCAGAUACAUGAAUAUCAUGAAUACGCGACAAAAUGCGUUGAAUCCCGUAUACACAAAUACGUGUAUUUUCAAAAAAUUACAAAUUUGGCGACCGUGGAAACAUUGCAUGAAAUUGAAGGGUUUUGAUAUGGCGCCCGAGUUAGGGCUUAUGGAAUCGUGAUGGUUGUCCGUCUGUCUGUCUGUCCGUGAACAGGCUAGAGCCAAAACGACUGACCCGAUUCACAUGAAAUUUUUAGUAUAUGCAAAUUGGACAAAGUUAGAAACGAGUUCGCAGAUGGGGAAAUUGGUCAAGUGGUUGACCGGUGGGGGUCGUCUGAGUGGAUGGGGUACUAUACACUAAAAUUUCAAAAUUGUCAUAGAAAGCUGAAAUUUGGUAUAGAGCUUGCUAAUGGCUUCUAUUGAAAGAAUAUGAAGUAAAAUUGCAAAAUCUUACCGAGGGGACCCUAUGGGUGACCCAUGCCGGUUUUAAGACAUUGUCGUAAAAAUAUAAAAAUCGGCAUAGGAUACUGAAUGGGUUCUCAUGAAAGUAUAUGAAGUUCAAAGUGGUCAAUGUGUAACCUUAGUGACUCUAGAGGGUGACCCAUACUGGUUUUAAAAGUUGCUAUUUUCAGCUGGAAUUUGGGAUAGGGGCUAAAAAUGACUUCUGAAUAGCAAAUAAAACUUUGGAAGAUUUGAAAGAAGCAAGUCACAGUGGUCCUGGUAGUCAAGGAAGGAUUUGUAAAUACUCCACAAAAUAACAAAUAUUCUGCACACAUUCGACCAUUCCCAACACGGGGUGUGGUAAUCGCAGUCCGGUCAAUUCGGACAAAAAUUUAGGAGCGGUCCGUCCUUGACUAAGGACAUUGUAUAAUUGCAGACAAUGUAGGUUUGUGGCUAUUUUUGAAAAUCGGUAUGGGUCAUCUCCCUCCUCCACCCCAUAUUGUCCCUCUGGUUAAAUAUUUUUAGAUUUCCCCUCCGAGUCUUUCAUUACACGCCAUUAGCACUCAAUGUGCUGAAUUUCAGCUUUCUAGCGAUAUUUUCAAGUUUGGUGUCGAUUCCACCCACCUAUCUAUAUGACCUCACUCGACAGAUUUGGCUCACUUGCGAACUCGAUUAUUUUUGGCACCUGCAAAAUUUGAAGGCAAACCGUUUUGGGUGUAUGGUAUCGGUGGACCGAAAGACAGACAUGGCAAAUACAUAAGGCCUCACUGGGAUAAAAAUUUCUGGUUCGGGCUAUGCGAAGCUGUACUAAUAGGUUUUUCACCACGGUAAUAGUAUAUGUAUAUGGGAAGUAGUUUUUGUGGAUUAUCAUUGCAUGUGAUAAUACAAAUAUAUUCCGUUGGUUUUUUCUUGAAAAUAAAAUUCGGGUCAGUGUGGUCGAAAAAGAUUCAGCAGCUUGGGUGCGUGAGGACAGAUAGCUGACAAUUAUUUGGGCCUUAAAGGGCAUUUAAUUGAAGAUUAAUUAGGGACUUAGUGAUACGAUUUUUCGUGACAACAAUUUUGAAAUGGGAUCCUAAAGGUUAAAAAACUGUAACCUAUGGUUGAAAAAUUAUUGCACCCAAACGUGCUGAGAUAUUGCGUAAAAAUACCGCACCAAUAUCUCGUCAAUACCCACAUUACAUGAGGCGUUAAAAUCAUGCAAUUUAUACGCAAUGAAUGGUGGGUGCGAAGAGACAGGCAACGCGCGAGAGUUUGAAUUUAAGAGAAGCGUGGUAUUUCCUUUUCUCUCCCACCCUCGCAGUCUCGUAAAUUCCCUGUUAAUUUAAUUCCCUGUUAAUUUAUCUGUUGUCUCAAUGUCGCCAAAAAAAUAUUACAUAAUUGAAUUCCCCCCUGAUAAAUACAAUUCAGUGCCUGUGGAGCUUGUUCCAAGUCACUGGGUUAUCCCCGCAGAGAAAGUUUGUCUCUGGCCACCAAACUCUGGGCCAAGUAUCAGAAAUUUGAUAAAAAAGGGCACUGCUAUUCCUGAUGUCAAGUGGGGAAGAGUUAGCUACGCCAGGAUUAUUGGGAAUUACGAUGAUUAUGAAGUUGCGACAAAAAAACUUCAAGUAGCCGAGGACACUUCCAACUUGGAAAGUGAAACAGAACCAGAAAGCAGAUUAAGGAGCAAGAAGAUAAUUCCCGAUAUUCAGCCCAGCAGCACACGAGGGGAUGUAACGUCUUCAUCCGAUGAGGAGGAUAGCGAAGCGAACAAAAACAGUCCUCCGUCUGGCUCACUUCUGGAUAAUUUGGAGCUGGACCAACCAUUGAGCAUUCCUGAAAUAAUUCCCGAAACUGAAGAGCAAAGCAAUCUACAAGUAGGAAAUCAAGUUGAAACUGGAGACACCUCUUUUGUUGUUGUAAAUUCGCAGGAGUUAAAUGAUUUACGGCUGUUGAUUUCAAGGACAACGCAAAGUGUGCUAACUUUGUUGGAAAAGCAGGCUGAAGACAUUAAAGACAUUAAGGCUUUACUGAUUAAUGUGAAACAAAGGCCGGAUGGUAGGAAGGCUCCCAAUUUCAGUGCCAUUCCAAAAUUACCCCUCGACAACGAGGUAGCACUGGCGGAGUUUGAAUCUUGGCUCGAGGUGGAUUCAAAUCGCGAAUUACUGGUUGAAUAUUUGGCAUUUUCAACUGCGACACAGAUCGAGGCGAGCACUAGAAAAAUCUUGAAAAAAUUAUUUACGAAUGAAUUUGGCAGGCGAAUUAAUUUUACGGGUAAAGGAAACAAGACAUCGAUGAAAAACCUAAAACUAUUGGAAGUCGUAAAAGAAACCGGGCGAAACGUCUUUACAGUUGAGUCCGUUCCCGAUCCCAAAAAUCCCAGCGGCCGUAUUCCCACCGAUGAUAUAAUUCAAACUGCAGCAAUGAAUUGGUUUCGUUCUUCAAAAAGUAGGUGCAACGACGACGCUCCCUCGGGAAUUGCAUCAUAAUCAUGGAUCGAGAUGGAAAAUCACCGAGAAACAUUAGGCGAAUAAUUGCAAAACUGGUUAGAGAGAAUCUCACUCGUGCAAAAAACAUACCUGCUAUUAGUAAUAAUCUUGUAAAUUUAGAUAUAUGUGAUUCUGCCGUUGAGGAUAGCGAUUCAGGUAGUAAUAUUAGCAAUAAUGAUAGAAGCAGUAAUGUUAUCCAUAAUAGUGACGAGCCAUUAGUUUCCGAUUCACUAAGCGACAAUGGUGUAGUAGAAAAUAAUAGGAAUAUUUUAGAUUUAACACGGGACUUGAGGGACUGGUCGCUUCGACAUAACAUAACGGGAGUAGCUUUAAACGAUCUUCUACGCAUAUUUAACUUUUAUCAAGAAUUUAGAUUUCUUCCAUUGGAUAGUAGGACAUUGCUUAAAAACUCAAUUAAAUACUCUAUGAAAACUAUCGGUCAGGGUCAAUAUGCACACUUUGAUGUUAUUCAAAACAUAAAACGGCAAAUAGAUUCCAAUUGUAUUCUUGCUUCUGGUAGCGAAAUUAAAUUAAACCUUAUAUUUAGUUUUGAUGGAUUGCCCAUUUCUAAGAGUAACCAGUUUUGGGCAAUUCAAGCAAAGAAAGUACGUACGGCGUAUUUGUCGUGGGUUUAUUUUAUGGCAAGACAAAACCAGAAAGUAUUGACGAAUACUUGAUGGAUUUGAUAGCAGAGUUAAAAAGUUUGCUAGUUGGGAUUAGUUACAAUAAUUUGAAAAUAUUUUGUAAGGUUUCAAAAAUAAUAGCUGAUGCGCCAGCCAGGAGUUUUUUAAAGCAAUGUAAAAGUCAUAAUGCAUACAAUGGAUGCGAGAAAUGUAUAGAUCCAGGUUUCUGGAAGGGACGUGUAAUUUUCAGAACAUUCGAUAGUCCACUUAGGACAGAUCAAGAUUUUUAUGUUCAAAAAGAUAAACACCACCAUGUAGGCAUUUCCCCGUUUACGGAGCUUAAAAUUUUGAUGAUUUCUUCGGUUCCUCUUGACUACAUGCACCUCAUUUGUUUAGGUGUGGUUAGAAAACUAUUAAGAAGUUGGGUAAAAGGUCCAUUGCCAUUUAAAUUAUCUUCUCGUGAUAUUUCAACUUUAUCAAGUAAAUUAGUAUUAUUUUCGCAUAGUUGCCCUAAAGAAUUUUGUCGUAAGCCGAGGUCAGUAAAAGAGUUAGAUAUGUGGAAAGCGACAGAGUUUAGAACUUUUCUUCUUUAUACAGGACCCGUCGCUUUAAAAGGAUUAUUGUCGCCGAAAAAGUAUACACAUUUUUUAAAUCUUUGCGUAGCAGUCACGAUUCUUAUAACUACCAAGGCGCAAGCAAAUAAUUGGAACGAUUAUGCACGACAGCUUUUAUUGAAGUUUGUUAAAAAUGUUCCCAAUUUAUAUGAAGAAGAGUUCUUAUCAUAUAAUAUGCAUUUCUCUUAUACAUAUUAGUGAUGACGCUUUAAAGCAUGGCCCGUUAGAUUCUUUUAGUGCUUUCGAUUUCGAAAAUAAUAUGCAAGUAAUAAAGCGCUCGCUACGAGCUCACUAUAAACCUUUUGAGCAAACUGUGAAUCGCACUGCUGAGAGAGAAAAUCAUAAGUACCAGUCCCCUGUGAAUUUAAAUAGACACUGUAUUAUAAAAUCGAACGGAAAGGAUCAUUGUUUUAUAUUAAAGGAUGGGAAAGUAGUUGUUAUAAGUAGUAUAAGUAAAGAUAAAAAACAUAUAAAUUGUAGAAAA